This is a messenger RNA of Balaenoptera ricei (Rice's whale), 12182 nucleotides long. RefSeq names its product solute carrier family 5 member 3 (gene SLC5A3). Gene Ontology annotation, cellular component: plasma membrane. The record is from RefSeq and is a predicted model, not a curated record. NCBI's taxonomy places the organism in Eukaryota, Metazoa, Chordata, Mammalia, Artiodactyla, Balaenopteridae. Gene Ontology annotation, molecular function: D-glucose:sodium symporter activity. Gene Ontology annotation, biological process: myo-inositol transport; transmembrane transport; inositol metabolic process. Bases 905 to 3061 code for a protein of 718 amino acids. The transcript has 3 exons.
CCGGCCCCGCUCCGGCCCCGCUCCGGCCCCGCUCCGCCGCCCACCCGCCUCCGCCUCGCCUCCGCCGGCCGCCCCGGAACCGUCCGCGCUCAAUAAAACCUUCUCCAAAGCGUGUUUGUGCGAUUGUCUGGACCACGGUCGCGUAGAACCGGCUCUCACGUGAAAAAAAAAAAUCUUUGACUUCUCGUUUUCUGACUUCAGCGACAAUCCUGCUCCGGGUGCCCUUAGCCCAGUUUCAUUCAUCCAAGUUGUGGCCUUUUUUGCGCCUUCCGGAAGAAAUUUGGCUCCCUCUGCUUUUGAUUGCUGUUGAGGUAGAGGAUUUCAGGUUUGGAGGGAUGUUAAGCGAUCCUGCAGUCCGUUCACUCCAGGUAACGCUGUGGCCGAGGACAGGGACCCGCGGCCCGGAGGCAGCUCUUCGUUCUCUGUUCUGGGUCAGGUACUCCUCAAGCCGUCGCCGAAAUCCCCAUUCUUCCGUGAAUUCGCUUAUUGCCGCAGCAAGUGAUUGAAGAAGGAGUCCUGUUCCUGCCCCUGAGCUUACAGCUAAGGUACAAGGAGUGGCUUGGGGGGUUGGUACAGUAGGCUUCACUAGACUUAGCUGCAACUCAGAAUUUCUCCUCCAGCACCUGAGUAAAUGCUGAUGGUCUUGUGGAGAGUGGAUUAAGAGUACGAGCUAAGUUCUCAAUCCCAAUUAAGAAGCGGAGGAAAAUUUAAACUGUCUCCUUCAAAGUUUAUCACAACCGCCACCAUCAAGACAGCAAACCAAAGGACAAAGACUUUGACCUGCUGUGUUGCUCUGUGUAGUCCAGUUCACGUAUGGUUUACAGACUUGGCUGGGGUUACUAAUGAGUAAAUAAAAAGUUGGACACUUCUGUCACUGGACACUUUUAUUCACAAAGUUACCAAAAUGAGGGCUGUACUGGAGACAGCAGACAUUGCCAUAGUGGCCCUGUAUUUUAUCCUGGUCAUGUGCAUUGGUUUUUUUGCCAUGUGGAAAUCUAAUAGAAGCACUGUAAGUGGAUACUUCCUGGCGGGGCGCUCUAUGACCUGGGUAGCAAUUGGUGCCUCUCUGUUUGUGAGCAAUAUUGGGAGUGAGCACUUCAUUGGGCUGGCAGGAUCUGGAGCUGCAAGUGGAUUUGCAGUGGGCGCAUGGGAAUUCAAUGCCUUACUGCUUUUGCAACUUCUGGGAUGGGUUUUCAUCCCGAUUUACAUCCGGUCAGGGGUAUACACCAUGCCUGAAUACUUGUCCAAGCGAUUUGGUGGCCAUAGGAUUCAGGUCUAUUUUGCAGCGUUGUCUCUGAUUCUCUAUAUCUUCACCAAGCUCUCAGUGGAUCUGUAUUCGGGUGCCCUCUUUAUCCAGGAGUCUUUGGGUUGGAACCUUUAUGUGUCUGUCAUCCUACUCAUUGGCAUGACUGCUUUGCUGACUGUCACCGGAGGCCUUGUUGCGGUGAUCUACACAGACACUCUGCAGGCUCUGCUCAUGAUCGUUGGGGCACUCACACUUAUGAUUAUUAGCAUGAUGGAGAUUGGCGGGUUUGAGGAAGUUAAGAGAAGGUACAUGUUGGCCUCACCCAAUGUCACUUCCAUCUUGUUGACAUACAACCUUUCCAACACAAGUUCUUGUAAUGUCCACCCUAAGAAAGAUGCACUGAAAAUGUUGCGGAAUCCAACAGAUGAAGACGUUCCUUGGCCUGGAUUCAUUCUUGGGCAGACCCCAGCUUCGGUGUGGUACUGGUGUGCUGACCAAGUCAUCGUGCAGAGGGUCCUAGCGGCUAAAAACAUUGCUCAUGCCAAAGGCUCUACUCUGAUGGCUGGCUUCUUGAAGCUUCUGCCAAUGUUUAUCAUAGUUGUCCCAGGAAUGAUUUCCAGGAUACUGUUUGCUGAUGAUAUAGCUUGCAUCAACCCAGAGCACUGCAUGCAAGUGUGUGGAAGCAGAGCUGGGUGCUCUAACAUUGCUUACCCACGCCUGGUGAUGAAGCUGGUUCCUGUGGGCCUCCGGGGCUUAAUGAUGGCAGUGAUGAUUGCAGCUCUGAUGAGUGACUUGGACUCUAUCUUUAACAGUGCCAGUACCAUAUUCACCCUCGAUGUGUACAAACUCAUCCGCAAGAGUGCAAGCUCCCGGGAACUAAUGAUUGUGGGGAGGAUAUUUGUGGCUUUUAUGGUAGUGAUCAGCAUUGCAUGGGUGCCCAUCAUCGUGGAGAUGCAAGGAGGCCAGAUGUACCUUUACAUUCAGGAGGUGGCAGAUUACCUGACGCCCCCAGUUGCAGCCCUGUUCCUUCUGGCGAUUUUCUGGAAGCGUUGCAAUGAACAAGGGGCUUUCUAUGGUGGAAUGGCUGGCUUUGUUCUUGGAGCAGUCCGUUUGACACUGGCCUUUGCCUACCGUGCCCCAGAAUGUGACCAACCUGAUAACAGGCCAGGCUUCAUCAAAGACAUCCAUUAUAUGUACGUGGCCACAGCGUUGUUUUGGGUCACAGGACUCAUUACUGUAAUUGUUAGCCUUCUCACGCCACCUCCUACGAAGGAACAGAUUCGUACCACCACCUUUUGGUCUAAGAAGAGCCUGGUGGUAAAGGAGAGCUGCUCCCCAAAAGAAGAACCAUACAAAAUGCAAGAGAAGAGCAUCCUGAGAUGCAGUGAGAAUAGUGAGGCUGUCAACCACGUCAUUCCCAAUGGGAAAUCUGAAGAUAGCAUUAAGGGCCUGCAGCCUGAAGAUGUUAAUCUGUUGGUGACCUGCAGAGAGGAGGGCAACCCAGUGGCUUCUUUAGGUCAUUCAGAGGCAGAAACACCUGUAGAUGCUUAUUCCAAUGGGCAAGCAGCUCUCAUGGGUGAGAAAGAGAGAAAGAAAGAAACAGAGGAUGGAGGCCGGUACUGGAAGUUCAUAGAUUGGUUCUGUGGCUUUAAAAGUAAGAGCCUCAGCAAGAGGAGUCUCAGAGACCUGAUGGAGGAGGAGGCUGUUUGUUUACAAAUGUUGGAAGAAACUCCACAAGUUAAACUAAUACUGAAUAUUGGACUUUUUGCUGUGUGUUCACUUGGAAUUUUCAUGUUUGUUUAUUUCUCCUUAUGAACUUUUAAGGAUAUGAUGAGACACUAACUUAAGAAAAUACUGGUCUUUGAAAAAAAACAAAAAAACAAAAAACAAAACACCUAUGUAACUGUUGCAUCUCUCAGGCAUUGUUUACGCUGUAGGUUUUAGCCAAAUUUUACUUAGCAGAAAAAUCAUCUAUUUGCAAGACUUUAUUUUCCCAGAGAUGGAUGAAAGUAAAAUUUCAAUCUAAAUGAAGUAAAACUUGUUUAACAGACUGAAUUGUGCAAAUGUGGUUUAAAAUUUUCCAUACCAAAGUAAGGAGAGACCAAUUAUUCUCAUAGAGCACUUAGAGCAGAAUAUAUGCUAAGAUAUCACGAAUAAGAUAGACUGUCUGCACUGCCAAAUCUUGGUAGGCCUUCUUACACUGAAGUAGAAGACUUGCUCAUUUUAAAGUUUUUUCUCUCUCUGUAAUCCCUACUUCCGUUUUAAAAAACUGAAUUUGUAGACAUUGUAUAAUCAAUUAUGUACUGAAAAUCUAACAUGUGCUUGUUUCAGGGCAAGUUCGUUUGCCAGGUUUGUUUUGUUAGCAUGAGCCUAUGGAUUCUGAAUGCUGAAAGAAAGGACGAAGAAUGUUUUCCUGUAGCUAUUCUUGUACCACCAGUAUAUGGAAUGUUGGGAAAAAGUUUGUUCCAGUUGUUUUUUUCUUUUUUUCCUACUUUGAAGUUUAAGUGAACCAUACUCAAAUGACCACCAAGUCUGUCUUUAUAAAGUUGUAUGUCAUGAUUGUAUUGUAAAUGAUUAUGGGGGAGAAAAUGAAGUAAACAUUGCUGAUGAUCCCCAGAUUUACUGACCAAAUUAAGAUCAUUUAUAUAGUUUGGAAAUUAGCAUCUCCUAAGCAGCAUUUGAUUGACUAAGCUGAACAGGUGAUAGUCUAAUACUAAAUAUCGGACUUUUUGCCAUGUGUUCACUUGGAAUUUUCAUGUUCUCAUACUUCAUUAAUUCUCUAGCUUUGUUCUUGUCAUUUGGUAACAUUCUUUAUUAGCCAGGUACCUUCCCAAGUGGAUCCAUUUGGAAGAUAAUGUCCGGAAAUUUGAAGAAGAAUUAACUCUGCCUUUGUGCUGGGUCGCCCUACUUGAUUAGAUCAUGAGAUAUUGCAGUUGAGUUUUUAGAGUGAAAAUUUAAUUCUCAGAUCAUAUUGUAUCCUUGAUAAGUCUUUUUUCCCCGAUUUACUUUUUUUUCAAAAGACUUACCAUGUGUACACAGCCUCUACAUUUUUGCUUAAAAAGUUAACAGUGACUUAGAGUGUGAUGAUAUUUCGAUGCAAACUGACCAUCAGUAACAGAAAACUCAAGAGUGCACGCUUUGCCAUUGGUGGAUUGUCAGUAUAGUUUUUCUGUAGAAUGGAUAGCAUGUUCAAGAGGUGCCAUGAACAAGAACUUCUACCGGUUUAGUAGUGUGUCUUGUAGAGGAGAUUACAGGACUUGCGUUAAUUGUAGGACCCUCUAUCUUGACAUGGCUUCGUACCCAGUUACAGCCUUCCUGGAAGAGAAUCCAUUUUUCACAGGCUGAUUCCCUUCAUGAGGACAGGGUACGAAAGACGUUUGAGAAAAGCUCUACAGAUUAGGUAGUUCUUUGUGUGUCCUGUCCUUUUUCCUCCAUGACAGAUGAAGGAAACUAAUUGUGUAUCUACUUUGACUUUUCUGUAAUCUCUGAUAUUUUUUAAAUUGCAUGAUUUUAUUAACCUUUAUUCUUCAGGGGAAAAUUAUUACUUUUUUAGAUAUUUUUGUAGAUUUUGAAUCAAAACUCAGUCCUAAUGACUUUAAAUUUUUUUGUAUUUAUAAACUAGUUUCAUUAUGAUGGAUUUGAUUAGUUCAAAGUUGAUUUUAGAAAUUAUCAGGUAGCAUAAUGUCUUCCCAUCUCCAGGGGGCUUUCUGAAGGACUGAGUCUGUAGGUGAAAAAAUAAUUCAUGUACGAAUAGUAUGGUUUCUGAGAGCUUAUUAGAGUGCCUUGUGGAAUUUUGUUCUCAAUUUCAUUCUUAAGGUUUAUAAGCUGGGGGCCAAAUAAAAAUAAGGACCAUCCUUUUCUUGUGUGGAGGCUGAGGCUGUGACAUGUCCAAGGUUACAAAGUCUGUUGGGAAGAACAGAAAACCAGGUGUCCAAAUCUGGAUUCAUGGUUUGUCCUCUUCUUUUCUCAAAGGAACUGUUCUUCCUUUGAGACAGCUUUUUGAUAUUGGGGGAAAUAACAGGAUCUUAGAUUUUUCAAAUUGACAUUAAGUUGUAGGAAUUAAAAUUUUUCUUUGACUCUGAACACCUUGCUGUGUAACUCAGCAGUGAGGAUUGACAUAUUGGCUGAGCAGCCUUCUUACCCCUUCUAUUAAAAGCAUCAAUGAAUAGGUGGUAUUUAAGUGGAUUUUUCCCCCCUUUAUUUAAUGUUGACUCCUAAUAGUUUGGGAUAUUAGCAUCCCCCUACCUUCUCUCUGCUGUUGUCUUAGUAGGAUACAUAAAAUACAUCAUCUUGUGUCUAUUCAUGUGUAUAUAGCAGUAGGUCAAGUUUAGAGUACUAAUGUUUGUAAAUAAGGAAUGAUUAUUAGCAUAUCCAUUAGGAUUGUUUAUUCUUGCCAGUAUAAACAUUUUAUUUAGACUGAAGUCCCUGAAGCUUGCCCUUCUUAUUGCUUCCCAGUAAUAGAUAAUGUGCUUGAAUAAGUAUGUGAAUUCCUGAUUGCAACUUCAUUUCAGGGGACCGUUCUUCAGUCUGCAUUUCAUUAGAAUGAUUGUUCAUGGAAUGAUACGUGGUCUGUCUUAAAGCUAGCAAAAUAGUCAUACUUUACACUAACUAAAUGGGUCCUAAAUGAUGACAUUGAUACCUAGACAUUAACAUGUAUAUGUUUUCAUAUUGGCUCAAGCUGAAGUUCAGAAUUGGCUAAGAGUGAUUGACUACAAUAGUUAGCUGCGAGUCAAAAUGAAGCGAGGACACUGGUGUUCAAAGGUGGAGAAAAAUAUUGUCUUAUCUGCUGUUAAUGGUAUCCCCAGUUCUUAGAUUUUUGUCCUCUCAGGCAAUCUUAGUCUCCAGAUCUGAUGAGAAGAGCUUAUUACCCUGACAUGCAGAAUGAUUAUUGGUUCCUUUGUGGGACCUCUAAUUUCCCUGUUCAUCUAAGAAUAUUUUGUCCUCCUACCCAAGACAGUAAACGGCUUUUGAAACAGCUGAGCCAGUCUUUUUCCCCAGCCUUUCUUUCCUGGUGAGGUUAUCACUCUUAUCUUUUGGUUAGAGAAGCAUCAAGCAGUAGCAAUGGUGCUGUGUCCUUUGGCCUAAAUCCAGCAGAUCUGAUCUCCCAAGGCUUCUUUUUCACUUGGCUCAAAGGAUCCAUUGUCUUUUUGCACAAAGAGGCUGGCCUGGGUCACAAAGCCCUAGCUCUUGGGGAUGGCAAGUCAAGUAAUUAGUGGGGGCCCAUCACUCCAUGAAACUUCACAUUUUAAGAAUUGAGUGGGAAGGUUGUUACUCAGUUCUCCAACCUGAGGCUAAGUGGGGGCUUGAAAGUUUUGUCCAGGGUGAUUAGAACCUUUAAGUCUCUACAUUUCUCAGUCCAUUGCUGUCUUCCCUAUAUUGGGUGUGUGGAUCUUUCCCCUCUCUCUUUAGAUAUCAUUUAAUGUAGCGUAUGGGUUAUUCUCAUUCUUUACCACACUAUAGAGCUGCUAUAUUAUUAACUAUUAAAAGGUUAGACCCAUCAAUGUUCCCACUUGGCAGUAUUCGGCUUACUUGCUUUUCUUAUACUUUACGCCCAUGUGUCAUUUUCAUCUGAGGUAUGAUGGCUGAAAAUGACCACAUGGGUAUCUAGUAGUGACACCUCAGCAUUUCCUGAGUUUGGGUUGAGAGAUGUAUAAAGACCAUUGUUGAAUUACAUGAGUACGGAGACUUGCCAGGACAAAAUUUUCUUAAGAAGUCAGAAACACUAUUAAGUGAGAUGCUGAGAAGUACCUGGGUGAUGCAGACUUAACAGAAGACAAAAUUAGCUUAAAAUGUGUUAGAUGUAGAAUCAUAUUCAUUGAACCCUAGAACUUGAGGCAUCUUUGCUAUCAGCUAGUUUAAACCCCUCCGCAUAUAGAUUAGGGUACAGUGAAUAAGAUCAAGCUUGUUAAACCCUGGUUUGAUGUUGAAUAUCGUAAAGCAUGAGUUUAUUAACAUAUUUGAGGUUAAAAUGACUGAUAUUUCAUAAUGAUACUUUAGUAGAAAAAAAUGGUUUUAGGCUUCAGUAUUCAUAAGAUUUAUCAUUAGCCAGGUGUUAAAUUGUUCAAGUCAUUUUAAUGUUGACAUUAGCCUGAGCAGACUUUACAAAUGGGAUAUAUUCCUAUUUGUGUGUAUGCCUACCUACCAUUCAGAGAGACUGGUUUCCCCCUUUAUUUGUCUUCCCUCACAUUGCUUUAAUUAUUCACCUAUUCUUUCAACACUUAACAGAUUCCUAUUUUGAUCUUUUGUCAGCUUAAUUCACUUUCUUUCAGGCUUAUUGUCAUGGUGUGCAGAAGUGCUGCUUUGCCCCAUAGUUGAAGGUCUGGAUCCAAAUAGUGAUUCACUAAAUAUAGUUGUGUUUAAAUAUACUAAAUUUCUAUUAGCUUAAACUGUUCUCAAGAAUUAUUUUCUUAGACUUUGUGUUCACUAAUAAUAAAAGCCCUUAAUAAUUCAUCAGUAUUUUAUUCUCGAAACUCAUUUUUCAAAAAUUAGGAGGCAAGAAUAGUUAAAUUCACACCAGUCCCUUUGAAAUGAUGGUAUCACAAUGUAGAGAGGAAUGGAGUUUGUUUUGAUGCCGAAAAGCCUUGUUCUUGCAGUAAUUAAAGGUAAAAAGUUGGAACUAGUCAGUUGGCAUAUAGAGAAACCCUUUUGUACUAGUUAGGUAUGAAGCUGGAUUACAUAAGAAGUAAUCUUUUGAUCACUACGUUUGGUUUUCUUGGUUGACUUAACUCAGGGCUGCAAACCCCUUUUCCUCCAUUAAGCUAACUUCUCUUAAUUUGGUAUGCUUUUUGUCAAACUCUCACCUCUGUUGGAAGAGUAGAUACUCAACUACUUUGACUCCAGAACAGAAUUUAGCUAAGGUUCAAAAUAAUUGAUGGGCUUUGCCAGCACUGAGUCCCACGCCAUUAUUCACGUUGUCAUAUAAAUGUUUUUAUUUAAACUUCUCUCUCCAGUGCUGGGAAUAAGGCUUUAAACUACUGAUUCACCUUUAAAGGAAUGUUAAGAGAAUUGAUAUAAUUAAUGUUUGUUUCCAUCUCAAAUCCUUUAUAAAAGAUAGGAUUUAGCUUAUUGUUUUGGGUUAAGCACCCCAUUUAUCUGGUAACUAACAGGCUUAACCAUUGGCAUAUAGUCUUUUACUCAGAAGUAAACAAAAAAGGUUUGAUGUAUCUGUAUCAUUACUCAUCUCAUGCACUUUACUUUUUCGGGGAGGACCAUAAUCUGAGACUUGACUUAAACCAAUAACCUUAAUUUAUGUAAGACUUUUAAAAGUUUGGUUUGGUUACCUGGAUAUAUAGCGUGUUUGAAGAGAGGGAUGCUAGAAUAAGUCAAGACAAAGCACAGUGGUCUCAGAUUCUUGUUAGUAUAGGAGCAGUGCUUUGCUCUCCUCAGAGAAGCACUGUAUUAUAAUUGUUGCCCAGGAUAACGGAGCCCCCCACCCCAGUUCAAGACAGUUUACAGUGAGUGAACUCUGUCAUUGAGGGAAAUACAUUUUCCAGUGAUUUCGGCAACAGCACAAGUUGACAGUAGAUAACCACACCUUUGUUGGAGACUUAUGUUGGAAAUUCACCUUGUACCCUAGUGCUGCUGGAUAAAGGAGUGUUUACUUUUUUUUAUUGCCUCUGGACAAACUACUCUGGAUAAUUUUCCAAUAUAUCAGUGUAGCCUAUACCUCUAUAAGUGGAAUGUUCCUUAAUAACUCACUUUUUUGUUAUACUAGUUGGAAACUGAAAUUAAGCUCAUUGCUAUCUAUGUUAUUGAAACCCCCAAUUGGCAAAGGCCAUUCUGUAGGGUAUUCCAUAAUAUAAUCAUCUUCUGAAAUUUAUGUUUUGAUUAGUGCCUUCUGGUUGCCAAUAUUGAAUCUGCUAGUUCACACCUUUCCCUUUCUUGAUAGAUAACUCUUAUUUGUUACAAUUCCUCUUUUUAAAUAUUGUUAUAGCUAGUGAAGGAAAUACAUUUAUAUUUACAUACUUUAUAUGCAGUCUCUGUUUAAGUUCAAGGAACCAGGUAAGUCUGGUUUGUGUUGCAGCUUAAAUGUUAUUUAUUCAUCUGUAUUUGUUUCUUUUAUAUCCUUAAUUAAAAAUUUAAGGUUACUUAUUCUGUGAGUGUAUUUUAACUUUAUCAUUUUCCAGUGUAGGUUGGAUAGGCAUAUCUGAGAACAUAUAUGUGACAACAGUUUCACAUUCCAUGAUAAGGAAAACGCUGAAAGUAAGUGUCCAUAGAAAGCACAAAACCAUGUUCCCUCAUAUUUGUAACUCCACAUGUAGAAAGCACAAGACUAACAGUAUUCUCAUUAUCCCACAAGUGCCAGGCAUAAAAAGCCCACCAUGGGUUUGUCUCGAGUUGUCAGGAUGAGGACCGCAGUACUGAAAGCCCUAGACAGUGAGGUACCUAAGAUAGGGGUCCUAAAUCAUAAGGGAUUCAGCGUUCUAAUCUGAGUACGUUUGUACUGCUUUGGUGGAGGAGAGAAUACCAAUGUCAAGAAUACUGCAGUUGUAUUGGGGGGUUACUAGCUAAAAUGGGGUCUGUGGGCUCUUUCCUGCAAUCUGGAAUUUGAGAAACAGGGACAGACUUCUAGGUUUUUGGUGGGUGGAACAUUUUGACAGACUUCUGCUUUAAGCUGUAGAGCCAUUGGAUUUUUUUUUUUUUAAUCAUAAAUCUUUAGGAAAUUUUACCUCCUGUCAAUAGUACCCUGAAAACAUGGAGAAAUCUCACAUUUUAAUAGGGCAAAUACUAAUCUUUAAUCUUUGUGUAAAUUUAAUCUAAACUUAAUGAAGUUAUUUUUUCAUAUGCUUCACUGCACUUCAUUUUAAUAGAGUAGAAUUUGAUCCAAGUGUUACGAGCAUCAAACUAACUGAGACAGAUCUGCCAAAUGAACUACUUUGCUUUUCACAAUGGUUGUAAGAGUCUAAAGGAUUCUUUUGCCUGUCUCAUUACCCGCUUCAAGACUAGAUUAGAUGAAAUCUGUGAAUAUGCAUGCAAAAGAAGAAAAUAAUGUGUUUUCUUGAACUCGACAUUAUCCUUAUUUUACUCGUCACUUUCUUCACCUGAAUAGUCCCUGUUUGUAAACAAUGAAUAAAUACAUCUGUGUCUUGGAUUUUGCCUGUAUGUCAAAAGAUGGAAGGACUCUAAGGAUGGAGAGAAGUGACUAUCUUUGUUCCCACUCUCCUCUAUUUUGUAUGUUUAUCUUCUUAGAGAUAAUCAACUUUAAUAAUAUAUGGAAUGAAGAUUAAAGCUGGUAUAGACUAAUGGAACAUGUUUUAGAAGAAUUAACCUGAGCACUUUGAGGGAGAGACUUACCCCCUCUAGCUAAAAGUCGCCAGGUUGUGGACCUACAGCAUUUUUUAAGAAUGUAAAACCUCAGGCUUCGGUGGGGUUACUGGAGAGGAGUACCAGAAAUGCAGGAGAAAGGAGAGGUUUGAGGAACAUCUUUGGCUUAACAAUAUGUGAUAAGGCAAAGCAGUAAUAACCUGUUAGUCCUGUGUAGAAUGUGUUCUGUACCUUUAAAUUUUGUUUUAAAAUUUAAAAUAGUUUUUAAGAACUUAAAGGAUGCUUUUGAAGAUUCCUUUGGCAGAAUAUCUUUCAUCUGUAAUUCCAUGGAAAAUUGCUUUAAUUAGUCUAGGUGAAAGUAGUCCUAGCGGUGUAAAUAUGUAUAAAUAGAAUUUUCUAAUUUCACUGUGAGAUCUCUGACUUUUGAGUGGCAAACAGAUCAACAAGUCUUUUGCUCAUGGACUUUUCUGUGGGGUUGUUAAAAUGCAAAAGCUUUAUUUUUUAAAUAAUGACAUAUUACAUUAGUGUCAGAUGAUGGUAUGGAAUCUGUUGCCCUGCUUUCCCCCACCAGUAUUGCUUCAGUUUAUAGAUUGCCAACAGAGUUCCAAAAUAAAGCGAGGAUUUACCCAUUCUUUGCUUGGACAUCCCAUUUUCUGUUGCCUGGACCUAUGUUGGCAAUCACAUAUGAACUAUGUUAGGCUUCUCAGUGCUUCUUCUUCUCCUUUUUUUUUUGAUAAGGUGGAUAUCAAAAAUAGUUGCUGUGCAAAAGUUAGUAGUCUUCUUCAAGAAGAAAACCAAUUCCUUUUCUAAUAUCCUGUGAAAUUGCUUCAUUCAUUCCUUUAUUUUUAAGCCAAAUGUCAGCAGAGUACUGCUGCUUUUAUCUAGUAAUUUUGAUAUGUAAGUAUUAAUGCAUUUUUAAAAGAUGUCUACAUUGAAAAAUGUUUUUCCCAGUGUCCUGCCUCUUAAGCUUUGUUCAGAUGUUCUGUGAGAGACCAGUCUGUGCACUGGGGUUGUGUAUUGUAUACAUGGAUUGUUUUGUCAGUUAUGCAUUGUAGACCAAAUGUGAUUUUAAAUGAAGUUGUUGGGUUAUUGGUGAGUUUUUUGAAUUGUAAACUGAUUUCCAGGGUACCUUCAUUGUCCACAGCAUUUUUUUUUUUUGUAAGGUUUGACUGAUCAGGUCCAUCUCACUGUACAAUGUUUUAGUUGCAAGCAGAAAGUAGAAUUUGGUAUAAACCAGGUUACUUCCAUAUUGAAAGGAAUACAAUUAAAAUUGUAGAUUUAGGAUUGUUAACCAUACAUGACAAUUCUAACUUGACUUAUUCUAACCUAUUGUAUACAAUCUCAUUUUUUAAAUUGUAGACAUGUAUGAUCUUGGUUUAAUGUGUUUUUAAAAGUGUUACUGUUUAAAAAUGAAAAAAAUGAAGCAAAUCUGCUAAAGAGCUGUCAGUUUUCAUUACUGACUCUGUAAAAUACACUGUUCUUUGUGUACUAUGUGUUAUUUUGCCAGCUGCUGCAUUAGCCUUUAAAAGUAUUUGGAAAUUUAAGAUGAACUACAUUUCUUGCAAAGUAUAUUCCUUUCUGUGGUAUUUUGUCCUGUAACUGAAGUAUAGUAAUUAUUUUAUGGAAAUGUUAGCACUUCUGUACCAACUUUGAAUAAAAUGAAAAAUUUACA